AUGGACAACCCUCCCGCCGCUUCCUCCACCAGAGCCGAUGAUGCCAUCUUAAGCACCCUGAAGCCACAUCACUCGGUAGAUAUCGAGUUUCCUUGCAGAGAGCUUCUUCAAGAUGGCGAAGGCAUGAUCUUGCCUCAUCCUUGGGACAUCGAGGAGAGACAUCAGCCUUUCCCACUCGCCCCGGAUGACACUAUCGAGCAGAGAUGGCCCUGGCUGAACGUCUUUGACACUAGACGUGCCUCAUACUACCCUGUUGAGGCUGUCUUUGAUCCCGAGCUCUUCUCAGAAGAUGACGAUGAGUUGAGAGCAACAGAUGACCUUGCUGCUGACAUGGCAAGACUCAUCAAUAAAUUCGAGGGCAGUACAACUCUCGAGCUGCUCACUUACGUCCCACUCAAUCUCAAUGAGGACGAUGCCCCGAAGUGCGAGUAUGAUAUUCGAGUUCGCAUUCGUCGCACCACGCUUCUGGAUGGCGAGGACGCCCAAGCUGACGAACUCCAACCCGCGAUCUACGAGUCGACCGUCAGAGAUUGGAGGAGCAUGAUGAGGUCCGACGCUGUCGUUCACGCUUGGCAGGACGACAUCGUUCAUCUAAUGCACCAAGAUUUGGACCAAGAUGUCCGACACGUGCAGCUCAAGAUGGAGGAUUCCGGCCUGGACUACGAAGACUGGGUCAACUGCGACCUCUGGCAGAAACCACGACAGAUGCCCAUCGAUCAAGGCAUAGCCAAGAUUACUACUACCUUGACUAAGCCUGAGCUGGACCAGUUCAACGAGACUCUCGCCGAUGACGACAAAUUGCUCCAAUGCCCAUCUUGCCUGGAGGACUACGAUGAGAGCACUACAAACACAGCCGUACUACUCCCCUGCUCGAAGAAACACUGCCUCUGCUUGACCUGCCUCAAGCAGUGGUGCAUCCAGAACGGACUUGACAAGGUGAGCUGCCCCUACUGCCGCCAGCGCUUGACGCCACCAGAAAUGGCGCAGCAGGUGAAGCCAAACUACCUGGACAUUGACGGUCAAUUCGAGCAAGACUCCCGUUUCACAGACUACGAGAACGCCGAGCGCUCAUACGCCCCACUCGACCGCGUGGCUUCUUCAGAGGAUGACACCCUGACUGUGGUCGACCAAGACGUCUUGAUCGAGGCCUGGAACAAGAUCGUACCUAACGGGUACGACGACUACACCCCUGAGCGCUUGACUCCCGUGAAAGCGCCUGAGGCAUGGUUCUUCUUCCGAAGCUUCCUCCAAACCGUCAGACAACAGCACGGCAAGACGCUCCAAGCAAAGAAGCUCUACCGCACCCUCCGCCGCAACACGUUCGAAGCUUUGAGGGCAGAGUUCGUCGCCAAUGGCAAGGACAAGUUCCUCUGUGCGCAGAGCAAGGCAAUCAUCGAUGAGAACGCUGCUAGGACGCCAAUGCGCUUCGACAUCCGUCCGUUCGUGGAUAAGUCGCUCAACCGCAUCGUCCAGCUGUCGAUCAAGAGCGGCACUCUCAAUGCCUCGCGGACUGAGUCUGACUAG
Zasmidium cellare ATCC 36951 is the source of this 1524-nucleotide messenger RNA. RefSeq lists its product as uncharacterized. The coding region runs from base 1 to 1524 and encodes 507 amino acids. The record is from RefSeq and is a predicted model, not a curated record. Lineage: Eukaryota; Fungi; Ascomycota; Dothideomycetes; Mycosphaerellales; Mycosphaerellaceae. The transcript has a single exon.